Messenger RNA from Gorilla gorilla gorilla (western lowland gorilla), 924 nucleotides. It is a transcript of the gene OR14C36, whose product is annotated as olfactory receptor family 14 subfamily C member 36. Gene Ontology annotation, biological process: G protein-coupled receptor signaling pathway. The record is from RefSeq and is a predicted model, not a curated record. Bases 1 to 924 code for a protein of 307 amino acids. NCBI's taxonomy places the organism in Eukaryota, Metazoa, Chordata, Mammalia, Primates, Hominidae. The transcript has a single exon. Gene Ontology annotation, cellular component: membrane. Gene Ontology annotation, molecular function: olfactory receptor activity; G protein-coupled receptor activity.
AUGCCCAAUUCAACCACCGUGAUGGAAUUUCUCCUCAUGAGGUUUUCUGAUGUGUGGACACUACGGAUUUUACAUUCUGCAUCCUUCUUUAUGUUGUAUUUGGUAACUCUAAUGGGAAACAUCCUCAUUGUGACCGUCACCACCUGUGACAGCAGCCUUCACAUGCCCAUGUACUUCUUCCUCAGGAAUCUGUCUGUCUUGGAUGCCUGCUACAUUUCUGUUACAGUCCCUACCUCAUGUGUCAAUUCCCUACUGGACAGCACCACCAUUUCUAAGGCGGGAUGUGUAGCUCAGGUCUUCCUCGUGGUUUUUUUUGCAUAUGUGGAGCUUCUGUUUCUCACCAUUAUGGCUCAUGACCGCUAUGUGGCUGUCUGCCAGCCACUUCACUACCCUGUGAUCGUGAACUCUCGAAUCUGCAUCCAGAUGACACUGGGCUCCCUACUCAGUGGUCUUGUCUAUGCAGGCGUGCACACUGGCAGCACAUUCCAGCUGCCCUUCUGUCGGUCCAACGUUAUUCAUCAAUUCUUCUGUGACAUCCCCUCUCUGCUGAAGCUCUCUUGCUCUGACACCUUCAGCAAUGAGGUCAUGAUUGUUGUCUCUGCUCUGGGGGUAGGUGGUGGCUGUUUCAUCUUUAUCAUCAGGUCUUACAUUCACAUCUUUUCGACCGUGCUCAGGUUUCCAAGAGGAGCAGACAGAACAAAGGCCUUUUCCACCUGCAUCCCUCACAUCCUGGUGGUGUCAGUCUUCCUCAGUUCAUGCUCUUCUGUGUACCUCAGGCCAUCUGCGAUAUCUGCAGCCACCCAGGAUCUGAUCCUUUCUGGUUUUUGUUCCAUAAUGCCUCCCCUCUUUAACCCUAUUAUUUACUGUCUUAGAAAUAAGCAAAUAAAGGUGGCCAUCAAGAAAAGCAUGAAAAGAAUUUUUUAG